AUGGACAAUGAAUUAUAUGAUGAAUCUAAACCCUGGGCUUUUGUAUCUGUCAUUCCCUCUGUAGGCAGCUCACUGUAUUGUGAGGAAGAAAUGUCCAACCAAAGCUCUGUGUCUGAAUUUAUCCUCAUGAGAUUCUCUGAUGCUUGGGAGUUGCAGAUUUUGUAUUUUGUCAUGUUCCUAGUGAUUUACCUCAGUGCCCUGAUGGGGAACCUUCUCAUCAUCAUGGCUGUAGUUUUUGACCACAACCUCCACAACCCUAUGAACUUCUUCCUGAUGAACCUGUCCAUCCUGGAUGUUGGAACUAUUUCCAUAAUGGUCCCCAAAGCCAUGGCCAACUCACUGAUGAACACCACAACAGUCUCCUAUGCUGGGUGUGCCACCCAAGUGUUUUUCUUUAUCUUCUUCUUGGGAGCAGAUUUUUCUGUUCUUACCAUAAUGGCGUAUGACCACUAUGUUGUCAUCUGCAAGCCCUUGCAUUAUGAGAUGGUCAUGAACAGAAGAUCAUGUGUCCAGAUGGCAUCCAGUGCCUGGGUAGUAGGGAUACUUAACUCUACCAUGCACACUUGGAACAUGUUUGCAUUCACCUUCUGUGAAGGCAAUGUGGUGGACUUGUUCUUCUGUGAAAUCCCCCAACUCCUCAAGCUUUCUCGCUCAGACACAUAUUUUAGGGAACUCUUUCUGUUGUUUUUCAGUUUCUCCUUAAUUUUUUUCUGUUUUAUUCUCAUCGUUGCAUCCUACAUUCAGAUCUUUAGUGCAGUCCUGAGAAUCUCCUCAGAGCAGGGCCGACAUAAAGCCUUCUCCACCUGCCUUCCUCACCUCAUUGUGGUUUCCUUGUUUGUCUUUUCUAGUACAUUUGCAUACUUCAAACCUACCUCCCAGUCCCCACUGGUACUGGAUCUCAUAGCAGCUGCCAUAUAUUCAGUAGUACCCCCCAUGAUGAAUCCCAUCAUCUACAGCAUGAGGAACAAGGAGAUCCUUGCUGCUAUGAAGAAACUGGCUCAUUGUCAGUUCUUCAGUGCCCUCCAGGUGCCCUUCCUUUGCCAAUGA
Molecule: messenger RNA, 1047 nt
Organism: Alligator mississippiensis (American alligator)
Lineage: Eukaryota; Metazoa; Chordata; Crocodylia; Alligatoridae
Product: olfactory receptor 14C36-like
Exons: 1
Coding region: 1-1047 (348 amino acids)
Biological process (GO): G protein-coupled receptor signaling pathway
Cellular component (GO): membrane
Molecular function (GO): G protein-coupled receptor activity; olfactory receptor activity
Source: RefSeq, a predicted model, not a curated record